Effrenium voratum is the source of this 2904-nucleotide messenger RNA. Lineage: Eukaryota; Dinophyceae; Suessiales; Symbiodiniaceae. The record is from the annotation of a GenBank genome assembly.
AGCUGUUUGGCCUGAAAAAGAAGGCUCUGCUUUGCUGCGAGCCGCGCAUAGACCAUUGCAGCCAUGUCGCAGAUGUAUGUGGUGAAGCGCGACGGAACCCAGCAGGAGGUGAAGUUCGAUGCGAUCACGAAACGCAUCCGGAACUUGUGCCAGGGGCUGGACCCGAAGUACAUCGACCCCGUGCCAGUGACGCAGAAGGUGGUGGAGGGCUUCUACAACGGCAUCUCCACUGCAGAAGUGGACACCCUGGCGGCCGAGACUUGUGCUUACAUGUCGCAGAAGCACCCAGACUUCUCCACCCUGGCGGCUCGCAUCGCUGUGUCCAACCUCCACAAGAACACAUCGGAUUCCUUCAGCGAGACCUGCAGGGUCUUGUAUGAGUACAAGGACCGUCAGGGCAGAGUGGCGACGCUGCUGGCAGACGAUGUUUGGGAUUUUGUGAAGGCCAAUGCUGAGAAGCUGGACGCGGCCAUCGACUACAAGCGCGACCUCGGCUACGACUAUUUCGGCUUCAAGACCCUGGAGAAGUCGUACUUGCUGCGGGUUCACGGCAAGAUUGUGGAGCGGCCUCAGCACAUGAUCAUGCGGGCCGCGUGCGGGAUUCAUUGUGGGGAUUUGCCUGCUGCGCUGGAGACCUAUGACCUCAUGUCUAGGAAGUUCUUCACCCACGCGACCCCGACCCUUUUCAACGCUGGAACGCCAGAGCCACAGAUGUCUUCAUGCUUCCUGCUGAAGAUGAAGGAGGAUAGCAUCGAGGGCAUCUACGACACGCUGAAGCAGUGUGCCAUGAUCUCCAAGGCUGCUGGAGGCAUCGGCUUGGCCAUUUCCAACAUCCGGGCCUCAGGAUCAUACAUCCGUGGCACCAAUGGCAAGAGCAACGGCCUGUUGCCGAUGCUGCGAAAUUUCAACGAAACGGCCCGAUACGUGGACCAGGGCGGCGGCAAGCGCAAGGGCGCCUUCGCCAUGUAUCUGGAGCCGUGGCACGCCGACGUCUUCGAUUUCUUGGAGCUCCGUAAGAACCACGGCAAGGAGGAGCAGCGCGCUCGGGAUCUCUUCUUGGGACUCUGGGUGCCGGAUCUCUUCAUGCAGCGGGUCAAGGACAAUCAGGACUGGACUUUGUUCUGCCCCAACGAGGCCUUUGAUCAGGAGACCGGCAAGGGCUUGAUGGACGUCUGGGGCGAGGACUUUGAGAAGAUGUACACCAGGCUGGAAGCGGAGGGCAAGGGCCGGAAGACCAUCAAGGCGCAGACGCUCUGGUUCCGAAUCCUGGAGGCGCAGAUGGAGACUGGCACGCCUUACAUGCUGUACAAGGAUCAGGCCAACCGGAAAUCCAACCAGCAGAACCUGGGCACCAUCCAUUGCUCCAACCUGUGCACGGAAAUCAUCGAGUACACCUCGGCGGACGAGGUGGCCGUGUGCAACUUGGCCUCCAUCGCCCUUUCGGCAUUUGCCGACGCCGAGACCAGCAAAUUUGACUUCCAGUAUCUCUAUGAGGUGACGAAAGUGGUGACCAAGAAUCUCAACAAGGUGAUCGAUAGGAACUACUACCCCGUGGAGGAGGCUCGGCGUUCCAACAUGAGGCAUCGCCCGGUGGGCCUGGGCGUGCAGGGUCUGGCAGACGCCUUCCUGAUGCUGAAGCUCCCCUUCGAGAGCGAGGAGGCCAAGCGCCUGAACCAAGGCGUCUUCGAGACCAUCUACUUCGCGGCCUGCGAGGCCUCCUGCGAGCUGGCGGAGGUCCAGGGGCCCUACGAGACCUACGAGGGCAGCCCGGCCAGCCAGGGCCGGCUGCAGUUCGACCUGUGGGGCGUGGAGCCCAGCGCGCGCUGGGACUGGGCCGGCCUCAAGGCGCGCAUCGCGCGCAGCGGCCUGCGGAACUCCCUGCUGGUGGCGCCCAUGCCCACGGCCAGCACCGCCCAGAUCCUGGGGAACAACGAGUCCUUCGAGCCCUACACCCAGAACCUCUACGUGCGCCGGGUGCUCUCCGGGGAGUUUGUGCAGGUGAACCGCCACCUCCUCAAGGACCUCAUCGCGCGGGGGCUUUGGACCGACGCGCUGCGAGUGCAGCUCAUCGCCCAGAACGGCUCCGUGCAGCGCUUGGAUCUCCCCCAAGACCUCAAGGACCUCUACAAGACCGUCUGGGAGAUCAAGCAGAAGGUGGUGCUGGAUAUGGCGGCGGACCGGGGCGCCUACAUCGACCAGUCCCAGUCUUUGAAGCUUCGAGAGACGUGCAGAGUGGCAUGUUGUGGCAGCAGUUUUGCGUUUUGCAGCAUGUCAGGAGUGAGGCGUGAGGCGUGUUUCUGUGUUCGAAGUUCACGUCACCGCAUGGGACAGGUCACUGUUCCAGAGGUUCUUGCUGAGGCGUUACUGUGUUCACGGCACUGCCUGGUCACUGUUCCAGUGGUUGCGUAUAGGGGGGUCCUGAGAUUGAACUCAAGGCUUCCCUCUGCCUUUUGUGAAGAGAGCCCUUUUGAGCACCGUUUCAAGUGAGGAACAUCCACAUGGUGGACGCCACCACUGCGAAGCUUUCGUCUAUGCAUUUCCAUGGUUGGCAGCGAGGCCUCAAGACGGGCCUCUACUACCUGCGCACCAAGGCAGCGGCAGAUGCCAUCAAGUUCACGGUGGAGGUCGACAAGCUGAAGAGCUCGGAUUCCGAUGGCAGCACCAGCACCAAGGUCUCUGAGAAGACUGCGAUCGAGGCGCUGAAGGCUGAGGGUCCGAAGUACUCCUGCGUGAACUGCAGUGCUUAAGCCAUUGCAAAUCUGCAUGGCCGCGCUGGUCUUACCAUGGUAAGCAACAGCUUGGGUGGGGUUGUGAGGCAUACAGUGCUGAUUACUGUCCCGCCUCCUUCGGGUCUCACUUAGAUGAAGUUGCGACUCGACUUCAAGCAAAUUGGGGGGGCAACCA